AUGACGGAGGGUGCGGCGGCCCAGAAGAUUACCCUGCGCCUUACAGCCAAGGCGGGCAUCACAGAGACGCUUCCAAACAUGAACUGCGACCCGGGAGAAACGCUGGGACAGGUGCAGGCCCGCAUUAAAAAGAAGCUGAAGCGUCCCGUGCUGUAUCUCUUCGUGAUGCGUGGCUCCGAGGGGUUCAUACCCACGCCGGAUCAAACACUGGAGUCGCUGCUGCAUGCGUAUGCGGAGUCCGAUGGGCAGAGAGAGUUGUCCAUUGCCGUCUCCACGGGGAUUUUUCACGGCUGA
Messenger RNA from Trypanosoma cruzi, 294 nucleotides. RefSeq lists its product as uncharacterized. The transcript has a single exon. Gene Ontology annotation, cellular component: cytoplasm. The coding region runs from base 1 to 294 and encodes 97 amino acids. Lineage: Eukaryota; Euglenozoa; Kinetoplastea; Trypanosomatida; Trypanosomatidae. Gene Ontology annotation, biological process: autophagosome assembly. The record is from RefSeq and is a predicted model, not a curated record.